Messenger RNA from Dovyalis caffra, 516 nucleotides. NCBI's taxonomy places the organism in Eukaryota, Viridiplantae, Streptophyta, Magnoliopsida, Malpighiales, Salicaceae. The record is from the annotation of a GenBank genome assembly.
AUGGAUUUGUUGCAGUUUUUUCCAGAGGCUAAUGAAGUGACAUUUGCACGACAAUCAGCGUUUGAAGGAUCUUCACUUAAGUUGGACUAUUUGACAAAGCCAUCUUUUUUUGAGGAUUUUGGUUUUGUUGAAAAAGUCAAAAUGACAGACCGUGUGAAGCCAGAAGAUGAACUGUUCCUAGUUGCCUAUCCGUAUUUCAACGUUAAUGAAAUGCUUGUGGUGGAAGAGCUUUACAAAGAAGCUAUUGUUGAAACAGUCCGAAAAUUGAUUAUAUUCAAUGGAGAACUUGACCGAAUAAGGUGCUACCCAGGUCCCUGGAAAGUCCUACGUAAAGUGAGGAAUGCUUAUAUAUGUUUGCAUCAACAGGAAGCUAUGCCCUCCCUUAAAGAAGUUGCCCUGGAUAUUCUGCCAUCACACCCCGGUGGUGCAGGACAAGAAAGAAUACGGGAAAAACCUGAGGAAGAUCAAUCCUUAAUAUCAUCAAUUGACAAUCAAUUAUCAAAAAGAAUCGCUUAA